Condylostylus longicornis is the source of this 714-nucleotide messenger RNA. It is a transcript of the gene RpS8, whose product is annotated as 40S ribosomal protein S8. Gene Ontology annotation, molecular function: structural constituent of ribosome. The transcript has 4 exons. Gene Ontology annotation, biological process: maturation of SSU-rRNA from tricistronic rRNA transcript (SSU-rRNA, 5.8S rRNA, LSU-rRNA); translation. Lineage: Eukaryota; Metazoa; Arthropoda; Insecta; Diptera; Dolichopodidae. Gene Ontology annotation, cellular component: ribosome; cytosolic small ribosomal subunit. Bases 34 to 663 code for a protein of 209 amino acids. The record is from RefSeq and is a predicted model, not a curated record.
UUGUUAAAACUUUCUUUCCGGUUUUAAAUCAAAAUGGGUAUUAGUCGGGACAAUUUCCACAAAAGACGUGCCACGGGUGGUAAGCGCAAACCUUUAAGAAAGAAGAGGAAGUUUGAGUUAGGUAGACCUGCUGCCAAUACAAAGUUAGGGGCUUUAAGAAUUCACCCUGUGAGAACUCGUGGAGGAAAUACAAAACACCGGGCACUUCGUUUAGAAAAUGGAAAUUUUGCUUGGGCUUCAGAAGGUUGUGCUCGGAAAACACGUAUUAUUGAUGUUGUUUACAAUGCUUCCAAUAAUGAGCUUGUCCGUACUAAAACAUUAGUAAAAAAUGCUAUUGUUGUUAUUGAUGCAACGCCAUUCCGUCAAUGGUUUGAAGCCCACUACAUAUUGCCUUUGGGUCGAAAACGUGAUCCAAAGCAUGCGCAAAAAGAUGAAAAUGAUGUUUUAACUAAAAAGCGCAGUGAAAAAGUAAUGAAAAAAUACUUGUUGAGACAAAAAUAUGCUAAAGUUGAGCAAGCUUUGGAAGAACAAUUUUCAUCAGGUCGUCUGUUAGCUUGUGUUUCAUCACGUCCAGGACAAUGCGGUCGGGCUGAUGGAUAUAUCCUUGAGGGCAAGGAAUUAGAGUUUUACAUGAGAAAAAUAAAAUCUAAAAAAACAAAGUAAUCUAAACAUGUAAGGAUUAAUUAAUAUGAAAUAAAACAAAAAAAUUAAAAA